AACCGUGAGAAGUUGGUGUGAUCAUUAGAGUAAGGAAUGCAUUGUAAAUAACGUUUGGUAGGUGAUCAGCACUCGCACACCGUGUUGAAUCGCUCAACAUUAACCUACCAAAUUAAUGUUGCCAGCCGUCGGUCCAGUUUACUACCUAUUUUCUAAUCUGAGCCGAAGGCAGUUGCCACUGCAUAGGGUUUUUUCAAUAUUUUGAUAUUUACCUUUUUAUGAAUUUGAAAAAACUCCAGCGGUUCUGUAACGCGUUGUAUGGGCAUCGCUUGUCGUUAACACUGACGCCAGCGGAAUGUGUAGACGAAAUUAAUUGUCUAUGAUAUUUUUCAUCGUUCGCCUACACUGUGAGAGCGGCAUGAAAAUGUUCGUUGAUUAUCAAAACCGUAUUUUAAGGCAGACAUAAACAAUUAGUGAUCUUUGAUAAAUAAAUACUUCUUCAGCGACAUUUUAAUGCUACGACCACACCGCUGCGUCUAGCGUGAAUGCUCGGGCUUGGGUUGCGGCGCGCCUCGGCGCAAGGUCCGCUGGGCGAUCGAAACACCGACAUCUUGUUAGUUCUUAAUAACAUUGAUUAUUUAUUCUUUUGUCUUUUACGAGGGUGAACAAAUAAGCUGAGUAAUAUUUUGAUGAUUUUACAAAAUUUGCAGUUUAAAUCACAGAUAUCGUAUUAAAAUAAUUCAAUGUCACAUAUAAAAAUAAGCAAUUAUUCAUAAUUUAUCACCGAAUGUAAAUUAUUACCUAGCUUUUAGCACUUUUAGAUAACACAGAGAUUCUAUUUAACGAAUGGCCACGCGAAAAAGGUUGAUAUUAAAUAAAAUCAAUUUAAUGGCGUAGUUGGCGUAUAUAGAGUUUACUGUGUGACAUGUCUGUUUAUGUUAAAACGUAACGGGUAUGGCGACUUAACGAAAAACUAAAAAUAAAUUUUGCCGGGUUAUCAUUGCACAGAUAUCCGUACGUUGUAGCAUGAUCAGUUGUUACCCUCGUCAAAGUUGUAAAGAUGUCGUAGUCUCGGUCGUUCGGGCGGCCAUCGGGCGACUAGUUCGUGACGCUACAAGUUGUUGCAGUAACGCCCCCUCUUGGAGCCUACCCUCAACCGCAGCCGCCGCAGGGACCGUUCCUUCCGGCGCCACCUCAUCAGGCAGCACCUCAGUAUGGUGUGGCAGGCGGAUCACCGUACAGCGUUGCGUUCGGCGGCGCUGGCGCGGGUGCCGGUGGCGUGUAUGCGCCCCCGCCCUACGACCAGCUGCAACACCACCAGGCCAUACCAGCGUUAAGCCAACAGUUGCCCAUGUAUAGCCCCGCGGCGGCCAUGUAUGCGGCUGCAGCUGGAUACCCCGGAUAUAUCGGCUACCCGGUACAAUACUACCCGUACUAUCCGACUGCAGUUCAGCCCUCGAUACAGCCUCUGCGUCCCACUAUCAUGAUACCGCAGAACGGUUUCGAGGCGAGCGGUCGGUUCGAGGGCCUGGCGCAGACGCUGCUGCCGCCUGCGCCGCCCGGUGUGCCGCCCUCUCCCGCACACCUCGCCGCGCUGCAGCCGCACCAAGUGCUGUGGCGUUAAGCUAUAUUGCGUAUCUACUACCACGCCGCACCGACGACGGCACCGUAUCGCGCUGACACCGACAGUGUAGCGAAUAGCAACCAAACAAACAUCUUUACAAACAAGAGCAACUCUUCCGUUGAACUGUUGUCUACUGAAUGGCUUAAGGUAUCUUGAUACCUGGUUUUUUGUUUUCUCAUGUUGUUUUUUAUUGUACAAAAAAAAUUAUGUUGAUAAAUAAUGAUUUUUUAUAUAUACGCGAUAACUACACAUGAAAUAAAACAAAUUUUAUACGGAUUUUAUCGUGUUUAAUUUUAACUUUUUUAAUUCCCGAUGCUUCGGGCACUACAUAUGUCACCAUGGUCAUAGGUGGCAUUGUGGUGUUUGACAUCCUGAUGUCAUAGUUAACGAUGACUACCCUCAACUAUGACACCACUGGUGUGACCAUGGGUGUCCGAAACAUCGGGAAUUAAAAAAAUUAAAGAUAUACGCGACAAAAUAAGUAUGAAAUUAGUUUUAUUUCAUAUAUUGACAAAGUUCAUAUAAAACAGGGUUAGAGAGGAUUAUUAUUCAGAGCUUUGUUUAUGAUAAACAAAGUACAGUUAGUUACUAAAUUUUAUUCCAAUUUACUACUUCUCUAGGGCAGAGAAGCUCACAGUUGGGCUUGUAUCAGUCAUCCUCUCUGUUAUUGGUCAUGUAUCCAGGCAGUCAUCAAUAAACAGUUAAUAUCCAAGUAAUUAUAGUUUUAGAUGUUUGUGAUAUUGCUUCGAUUUUACGUCGUCUGUCGGUGGAUAUCAGCUUAGACCGUUAUAAAUUUGACUGUGAUGUCUUAUUUUUACUAGUUUUAAUGUUUGCCACUUAGUUUGAACGACUUUGAACGUGAAACGUUUAAACAACUGCUCUCUAUGUUUUCUUAAGGACUGUGACACAGUACCUAUGAAAUGCUAUUUUCAAACCUUUAUUAUAUACAAACCGGUUUGUGAUUAAAAACUGUACAAAAUCAUUCAUUCAUCAUUUAUUUUACCGGGAAAAGUGAGUUGAUUAUAAAAUUUUAUUCAGAGGUAGCUAUGAUAUCCAGAUAGGUAUAUUUUUAUGAAUGUUAUUUGACAAUUUAUACCAUGGAAUAAUUCUUAUAAUGUGCAAAAUACAUAAUCAGUAAGAUAGUACUUUCCCUGGAAUGGAGUGAAAUCUAGGCUUUACCUAUUACAUACUACAGAAUUUCCCAACAUUAAAAAAAAUAUAGCAGUGUUAUUAAUACAACAAACACUCCGGUUAACUUAGCUUAAAAUAAUUGUGCUAGUAGUGGCUCACGACAGUAGUAGUCGAAUAGCGGAUUCGAACUUUCGACAUUCGAUUUUAACCCUUAGGCUACUGUCGUAUUUUAACUUCGCCGAUAAUUUGGGUAAUAUUUCCCUGGCAUUAAUUGCAUUGUAAAGUAGUAUAGAGCAGAUAGGUCGCAAUAGUAUUUUAGAUAAUUGAGGGGCAAACAUAAAAACCCGGUAAACGGAUGUAUGACGCCACGAGCUGUCAAUAUGUCGAUAUAGUAUUAUAGUGGCUGCAUAUACGCGGUCGCUUGUGCGACUAGACUAGCCAGGGUUGUUUUGUGCUGGCCAUGUGUCUUAGAAAACUCCAUAAUUAAUUUGUAUUAACAAAGUUCAAGCUUAGACAAAAAGAAAAUAAUGUUAGGGUUUCGUUCAUUACAGAAUUUUGUGCCAAUUGUUGUUGAGUUUUUUUUUAUAUGUUACGACAUUUUAAAGGUUAUUAAAGGUAAUCACUAAAAUAUAUCAUAUAAAUCAAAAUAUACACACGAAAGGAGUUAUAUUCCAACCUGAAAUUUUAAAUACACGGACAGCACAAACCAACUGCAAAUUUAGUUACAUAAUUGAAGAAAUUUAAACAAUGAGGUUGUGCGUGACACGUGCGAGUGAGUGUUUGUUGUGCGAGCGAGAGAGCGAAUGUUGUUUAUUUACUGUUUGAUUGUCCUUAGAUGUUUUGAAAUGGAGUUGAUAUGAGGGUAGUUUACACUAUGAUUUGAUAUGACAUAGUUAUAUAAAUGGGUAAAAACUAAGUGCAUAUUCUGCAUCUUUAUCUUCUAGAAGAACUUUUCUCGAAGACUGCUACUGUUGGUGGGAAGAGAGUAUGUUUUGUAGUUAAUAAUUUUAUAUCAACCUAACUUACCUCAUACUGUAAAAUGCUCCAUAUCACUUUGUAAACACGAGAUACAUGUAAUUUCUUUUGAAGCUUGGGUGAACAAUAACCUCUAAAAAGAAAUGAGAAAGUAAGAGAGAUGGGUAUAUAAGAAUCUCAGGUGUGCUUUAUUAUUAUAUAAUAAUUGCCUAAUUUCAUGCAAUAUAUUUUGUGGACACACGGCAACAAUACCAAUACCAAAAGCAAGUUCACAAUUGCUAAGUUGAAGGAUCAGAGGCUUGGAUUGAAAAAAAAACAAGUAAUAAAAUGAACUACUCGAUGAAUGGAUAUAUUUAACUCAAAAAAUGUUUUAACCUAAUUCAAAAUUCAUCUACGUGUUAUAAAGUUAAUUGUUAAGUUACGUACAUUAUAUUUGGCAAAUUUAAAAUCGUGUAGUCUUGUAUGUUGGCCUGGACGUAAAGGUUGAGAGUUUGUUGUCACUGUUGGCAUUAUUUAUAUGUAUUGCGCACAUGAUUGUUUUAAUUGAAUACAAUAAUUGUCAAAGCGACCUUGUUUUUUUGUUGGCUAUUCUGUCAUUUGAGACUCUAUUUCAGUUAUCUUUAUGGAACUGCAAAAGUUUGUGUACACUGUGUCAUAUUAUUAAGAAAAUUAAUAGUUUCUUAUUUGAAAUUUAUGCAUCAAAAACAAGUUACUUAGUUUUCCUUGUUUUGGUAGUUUUUUGUUGUUAAUUUUUUUUAAAUUCCGGACGACGUAAAGCAUAAUAAAACGGAGAGUCAAGACAAUGACAGAAUUUAAAUUGAUUUAAUGGAGUUUUGAAUAUCGUUUUCUUCGUCUAGAGCGACGUUGAAUAUUAUGUUGCGCUGAAUCGGUAGUUCUACCGAAAUCUACUGUAAAGGCAUUUAAUUGUAAAUGUUGUAAUUUAUAUAUAUAAAGGCAAAUAAAAAAAAAAACUGAUAUGCAACAACCUGUCAAUGUCAGUUAGGUAGCUGUCAAGUGUGUGCAGUUAUAUUUUGCUAAAACUGAAAAAAGGUUUUAAAUAUAGCAUGUGUCGAACGAAAUUUCAAUAAGAUUCAAUUCAUAUGUGUUGCAUACCUAGUCACACUAGAAUAUUCCGAAAGCCUUUAAACAGAGCGAAUGCCGUGUCCGUCCGCUUUUGACGUACAUUGUGACAGUGUUGCCAUUUGUACCUUUUUAUUAUUAUUCCUUUUUACUAGAUUAUAUAUACGAGCCUUUUGAUUAUACCACAUUUUGUUUGUUAAUUCAAUCAUGUUGUUAAGACUGGAAAUGAAAUGAAAACUCAACGAAGCGAGAUUCGUUAUACUUCCACUUACUCUAAGGUCUUACAAGAUUUAAAUUUGGGUAGUAAAUGUAUGCUGACAUAGAAAUAUAUUAAGUGUAGGUACCAAUUUGUUGUGUAAUAACACGGGAGCUUUGCAGCCCCACUAUUGCAGUAAUUUUCAGUAAAGCAACUUAUAUUUUUAAACAUUAAAAUUCUUCCUUCAACUCACAUGAAUGCUACUCAAGCUGCGCACAAUGAUAUCAUCAUUAUCAAAUUAAAAAUACGGUGGCCUCAAAUUGAUUGCCAUGAACAUUUAAGUUUUAUUUUAAAUAUUUGUUGAAUUAUGUGAUUGUUAUAGUGUUACCACAAACACAUUAGGUGCCUUUGCUGAUAUAUAUUUAAAUGUUAUAUUUGAAGUAAUUUAUGACUUUAUUUUGCGAAUCGACUCGGUUGUAUAUUUCCCCCCACCCAAGUUGAAAGGGACCAUAGUGUAAGUGUAUUUCCGUUGUGUUCAAAACCCAGGCGCUACAAUGUAUUACGAAAAUGUCGCAAAAUGUAAAUUAAGAUAAUUUUAUUUAAUUAUAGCAUCAGUUGAAUAUUUUUGUUAUACACCGUAUUUUGUAAUCUGUAGGAGCGUUUUGACAGUAGUUUGACAAUUGGUAAAAUAUGAAUAUUCAUGUUAAAGUAGCCUAGUGAUCUUUGGCAACAAUUGAGAACUGUAUAUAUAAAUGAAUGUCUAAAAUUCUGUUUAAACGCUCACUAUGGUUUGCUCUAGGAAAAUUGAAUUCAGUAAAAUUGUUUAAAAUAAGCAAUUGUAAAUGAAAUAUUUAAUAAUUACCAAUUAUUUGUUUGGUUUAAGGAUGCCAUGACACUUCUACGUUAAAUAUUUUUUGCCCAAAUACUCAAACGCUACUACAUUUUAAGAUGCCGUUAAGUAUUGUGCUGUCUCUAUCACUUUAAGUCAAAGAAACUGUGACACCACGACACUUAACACUCACUUAAAUCUUAACACUCACUGUCCCGUGACCCACAUAUAGGUCUUUGCUACCGUCUUACUAUUGUACCUGGACACCGAACAGUGAGUAUUUAAAACUGAGUAGCGUUUGGGUAUUUGACCAUUUGCGUAUCAUUUGAAAAUUUAGAAAAUAAAUGAAAUAAGAAAUUUUAGAUGAAAGGGUUUCUAUUUCAUCUAUUUUGUCAUGUAAUAAAACAUAUCUCACUUUUGUUUAAUCUGUAAACCUUUUAAUCUAUGCUCCAAAUCUGUGCCGGUACAAUUUUACAAGCCUGUUAACUGCUAACAUUCCUGUGUUGUUUGCUGUUUGAGCCCGAUUGGUUGACAGGUUACCACUCCGAUGUUGUGACACUCCGAAGCACAAUUUUGUCUGUGUAAAUGAAAAUAUAUCGAGGUCGUCCAUUACCACGUGGGGCUUUGUUAUCUGUACUGUGCUGUUCAUGACUAAGCUGUGUUAAGUUAUUACAACUUACAUAAUCACAGCCGUGCGUGGUUUCGGAUCACUUCGCCGUGUUCAGUUGAGUUGACAUAUUGUAAGUGUAAGUGGGUUUUGCUCAAACGUGUGUGAAUCUAGCGACUUCGAGUCACGUGCAAUAUAUAGCAUAAUUAUUAUUUUGUUUCCAAUAAAAUUUCGUAAAAUUCC
Molecule: messenger RNA, 6625 nt
Organism: Parnassius mnemosyne (clouded apollo)
Lineage: Eukaryota; Metazoa; Arthropoda; Insecta; Lepidoptera; Papilionidae
Source: the annotation of a GenBank genome assembly